Canis lupus familiaris (dog) is the source of this 2377-nucleotide messenger RNA. RefSeq names its product OTU deubiquitinase 6A (gene OTUD6A). Gene Ontology annotation, biological process: protein K11-linked deubiquitination; protein K27-linked deubiquitination; protein K29-linked deubiquitination. The transcript has a single exon. The record is from RefSeq and is a predicted model, not a curated record. Lineage: Eukaryota; Metazoa; Chordata; Mammalia; Carnivora; Canidae. Gene Ontology annotation, molecular function: cysteine-type deubiquitinase activity. The coding region runs from base 126 to 986 and encodes 286 amino acids.
CCACGUGCCGCAGGGAGGGCCGGGCUGAGGACCCGUAGCACGUUCAGGGUUCCAGCUGUUAGUCUGAACUGUAGCCGGCACUUCAGCGGACGCCAAACUUCGAGUCUCACCUGCCGUUAAACAUCAUGGAAGACUCUCAGAGUGAGCAACAGCGGGUGAUACGACGCCACCACCGCGAGAAGAGCGAGCUGCAGGCCCGCAUCCAGGGCAUGAAGAACUCGGUCCCCAAGAGCGACAAGAAGAGAAGAAAGCAGUUGCUCCUAGACGUGGCCCGCCUCGAGGCCGAGAUGGAGCAGAAACACCAACAGGAGCUGGAGAAGUUCCAAGAGAGCUUCCCUGCUAACAGCAACGUCGACUCUGUUACUGAAGAUCUCGCCAAGAUGGAUCUGGAGAACCAGCCUCCCCGCCUGUCAAGGGCACGGAGAAGGCGCGAAAGAAGGGCGCGCCAGGAGAGGAUUGCCGAGGCCGAGACGCAGCACCUGGCCAGCUUCCGCCGCGAGGAGGAGGAGAAGCUUGCCGCCAUCCUAGGGUCCAAGAAUCUGGAGCUGAAGAAUAUUCCGGCCGACGGCCACUGCAUGUAUCGCGCCAUCCAAGACCAGCUGGUGUUCUCCGUGACUGUGGAGAGCCUGCGGAGCCGCACGGCCGAUUACAUGCGCAAGCACGUCGACGACUUCCUGCCCUUCUUCAGCGACCCCGACACCGGAGACGCCUACAGCCGUGAAGACUUCUUGAGCUACUGCGACGACAUCGUGCGCAGCCCGUCGUGGGGAGGCCAGCUCGAGCUGAGGGCCCUGUCGCACGUCCUGCAGACCCCCAUCGAGGUGAUCCAGGCCGAUUCGCCUGCCGUCCUCAUCGGGGAGGAGUACACCAAGAAGCCUCUCACCCUGGUCCACCUGCGCUACGCCUGCAACCUCGGGGAGCACUACAACUCGGUGAAGCCGCUUGAGGCCGGAGCGGUGGGGGGCGCGGCCCCGCGGCUCUUCUAGGCCGGUCGCCAUCACCGCCGCCGCCAUGGCCGCUGCAGCUGGAGCCGUUGCUGCCGCCGCCACCGCCACCGCCGCAUCUCCUCAGUAGGCUCCGUUUUUUUCCCUUCGGUUUUCUCGGGUUUUUUUCUUUCUUCGUUUUACUCGAAAGUCUCCCCCCGCAAAUCUCCUCCCCGCCCCAUCCCCCCACGCUGUCUUGCCUGGCGGUUCUAUCCUCUUCUGCUUUGGGAGCUGGCGGGGGUCGGGGGCGCCAGGCUCAGGACCAGGGAGAUACCUGUAUUGUGCCACUUGAGGGGAGUAGGUUGGCCAGAUUUUAAGCACUUCUGGCCCCUAAAGGUCUUUGCCUCCCUCGUUGACGAGUAUUGGUCCUGUUGCACAUCCGUUUGAGAUAAAGACGGCAACUUGGUUUGAUGCCUUCUUAACUUGGGAAAAACUAGUUUAGCUCGGAGUCUCCAGAUUGCCCCCAUGAAUGCAUUGGAUGACUUAGAUAAAGUUGGAGUCUCUGUGAUCGAAAUGCUCUGUGAAUGCCUUUUGCUUUUUGGUUCUUUGGAGGGAAAAAUGUAUCGUGGACUGUUUCGGCGGUUGCGUUUUACCUCAGUUGGGCCAUUCUGGAGAUGCCUCAAGGUACAGACAAGACCUCCUCAGGUAUUUUGUUUUGUUUUUUCAAACUUGUGUGGUUUGCAAUUAAUUUUACCUGCCUAGGAUUUGCUGAAUUCUACAUAAAAGCGUUUGUUAAACUUAAAAAUUAAAUGUAGGUGCUAAGUAGAGAAAUUGAAUUUACAAAAACAGGUUAGAUAAGGUUCAGUCUCAGAUGUGAAAGAUCUCAAGGUAAUUUCCUUUAUUCAAGAGAGAAAGGGCCAUGACUUUAUUCAACUAGUUGAUCCACUUCAUGAUGUCUCCAACUGGUAUGAAGCAAAAAGAGACACACUGACAGGCAGCCUAGUUUACUGUAAGGAUGAGACUGAACUAGUAAGUUUUCUUUACUGUGAGACAGGCAAGGGUACAACUUUAUUCAAGCAGUUGAUCCAGUUUAUUUCAUCUAAAAGUGGUACAAAGUGUGAAAGAUCUAAACUUAGCAUAUUUUCCUUAAUUCUUAGAGACAGAAAAUUGCUUUAAAAGAUUUUAGGACAUAAAAAUAGUUGAUCCUUUUUAUUGUAUCUAUAACUAGCACAAGACCAAAAUAAAAAGAGUAAGCAAUCUACUUUUGUUGAUAGUCAAGAUUUGUUGAUAUCUUGAAUUUGCCAAUGGAUUGGUAACAGUGAAAUGAUUUGCAAUAAACAGUUUAAAAGUUUUUAAAUCUUCAGAUCCUGUAUUUCAAUGAUGUUGCUUAAAUAAAUAUUUUAAAAGUCCAUUGUACUCACCAAAUAUUCUAAAACAAAAUAUAUAAAUUCAAA